Messenger RNA from Rana temporaria (common frog), 2089 nucleotides. Its product is annotated as E3 ubiquitin/ISG15 ligase TRIM25-like. The coding region runs from base 84 to 1790 and encodes 568 amino acids. Lineage: Eukaryota; Metazoa; Chordata; Amphibia; Anura; Ranidae. The record is from RefSeq and is a predicted model, not a curated record. Gene Ontology annotation, molecular function: zinc ion binding; protein binding. The transcript has a single exon.
UUCUAUUCACUUCAUGUUCCCGCCCCCUAUUUCCUGCUUCCUGGUCACAUGUUUCCUGUGACAUCACAAGGUUAAUCUGGAGGAUGGGAACUAGCUGCUACCCUGAGCUCAGCCUCACCCUGGGUAGGAGGAUCUCACCCCUCCCCCAUCCACAUUCCUCUCCGGUUUCAGAGACUUUGAGUUUCGUUUCUCUUCUGCUGUCAGCGAUGGCGUCUGCUGAUCUGAGAGCUGAGCUGAAAUGUUCCGUCUGUCUGAACAUUUAUACCGAUCCUGUAACCCUGAGAUGUGGUCACAACUUCUGCCGGGUCUGUAUUGAUCGUGUGCUGGAUACACAGGAGGGGUCUGGAGAUUUCUUCUGUCCUUUAUGCAGAAAAAGGUUCAGGAGUCGUCCUGCACUGCAGAGGAACACAACACUACAUAACAUAGCAGAGACUUUCCUGUCUCCUCAGCCAGAUCCAGAGGAGUCCGGGGUCUUCUGUACUUACUGUGUGGAGUCUCCUGUACCUGCUGUUAGAUCCUGUCUGCUCUGUGAGGUUUCUCUGUGUGAUAAACACCUGAGAGUCCACAAAAAGUCCCCAGAACACGUCUUAUGUGACCCCACCUUGUCCAUGGAGAGCAGGAAAUGCUCUGUCCGUAAGAAGAUCCUGGAGUAUUACUGCACUGAGGAUGAGACAUGUGUCUGUGUGACCUGCAGUUUGGCUGGAGAACAUCGGAGACACCAGGUGGAAUCACUGGAUGAGGCUUCUGAGAAGAAGAAGGAGACAUUGAGGAAUGUUCUGCAGAAACAUCUGACAAAGAGAGAGGAGACGGAGGAAAGAGUCCAGAGUCUGCAGGAACACAGGAGGAAAGUAGAAGAAGAAGCAGCUGGUGACACCGAGAGAGUCACUGUCCUGUUUAGAGAUCUCAGGAGACGUCUGGAAGAUCUGGAGAAUAGAGCCCUGAGGGAAAUCUCCGGGAGGGCAGAGCGGAUCUCCAUCUCCAUCCGGGAUCUGGAAAUAAAGAAGGAGGAGCUGUCCAGGAAGAUGCGUCACAUUGAGGAGCUGUGUAACAUGACGGAUCCACUGACUGUCUUACAGGAAUCAGACACAGGUGACUUGUGUGAUACUGAGGAUGGAGAUAAUGAGGACACAGAGAGACAUGAGGAGCUCCUCCAUGAUGGAGGGGGUCUGGGUGUGGCGGGGGUCUUACACACAGGUUUAUCUGAUAUAAUAAGAGAGGUAAAUGUAUACUUCCCUAUACAGGGAGCUGCAGACAUAUUACUGGAUGGAAACACAGCUAAUAAUAAUCUACAGAUAUCAGAUGACAGGAAAACUGUAUCCUGGUCAGAUACAUACCAGAAUCGCCCAGAAACACCAGAGAGAUUCCAGUGUUCUCAGGUGUUGAGCAGUCAGAGUUUCUCCUCAGGGAGACAUUACUGGGAAGUGGAUGUCGGGGGAUCAGAUGAUUGGACAGUCGGGAUGUGUUACCCCAGUAUAGAGAGGAGAGGGGGGUCAUGGAUUGGAUAUAAUAAGAAGUUCUGGGGAUUGGACAGGUCUGGUAAUCAGUAUUCUGUGAUACAUGACAGGAAAGAGACCCCCUUACCCCCCAAUGUCUCCAGUAGAGUCAGGAUAUAUCUGGAUUAUGAGGCCGGGCGGAUCUCCUUUUAUGAUCUGUGUGACCCGAUCCGACACCUCCACACCUUCACCACCACCUUCACUGAGCCCCUCCAUGCUGGGUUAUGUGUAUGGAGAGGUUGUAUAAAGAUAUGUGGGGGGAGGGGGGAGAUGAGACAUCACAGGGACAGUCAGUAGGAUUAGUUGAUUGUUCAGCCAAUGAUUGGAGGAAGUGGUGACUCCUGGGAGAAGUAUGAGGGCUGCCAUUGCAGGCUUCCUUCUGAAAAUGCUAGUUCCCUGGCUUUGUACUUGUUCCGGGUCAAACUCUGGGACAGUAUCAAAUCCAAAGCAUAGACAUGACAGCCAGGGAACUAGCAUUCUCAAACGGAGAGUUUAGCAAUGGCAGCCCCCAUAAUUCUCUCAUGACAGAUGUCCUUUUACCCCUUGCUGACCAUCAUCUGUAUAUAUACAGCCAGUCAACAAGAGGUUAUACCAAG